CCUGCAGCACAAAUCGAAAUCAUUCCAUGUAAAAUCUGCGGAGACAAAUCCUCUGGGAUCCAUUAUGGAGUCAUAACCUGUGAAGGCUGCAAGGGUUUCUUCAGGAGGAGCCAGCAGAACAGCAUCACCUACACCUGCUCCCGGCAGCAGAACUGCCCGAUCGACCGUGCCAGCCGCAAUCGGUGCCAGCACUGCCGGCUGCACAAGUGCCUCGAGCUGGGCAUGUCCCGGGAUGCUGUCAAGUUUGGGCGUAUGUCAAAGAAGCAGAGAGACAGCCUGCACGCUGAGGUACAGAAGCACCGGAUGCAGCAGCAGCAACCAGGCAAGGCCGAGGCUGCGGUUCAGGCCUACGCCCCCGCUGCUUCCGCCCAGGGACCGGCCAAGCCCGCCCAGGACCCCUUCCCCACCCGGCACAGCCCCGGCACCGGCAAGCCGGGGCUUGGGGGUCAGGGCUGCUGCCCCGCGGAAGCAGGAUCCUCCCCGGGUCAGCAGGGGCUACAGCUGAGUGACAUGAAGCACCGUCCCCUCGCCCCGAACCCGGGGGCCGGGGACUUCAUCCUGAGGCCCAGCUUCGCCCGGCUCCACGGCUCAGCACCACCGUCCGGCACUCAGCUCGAUCACGUGAUACAGAACAUUGUGAAGUCACACCGGGAGACAUGCCAAUUCCUACCUGAGCAGCUCCAGACCCUGCGCUGGAAGAUAUUCUCACAGACCGAGGUUGAAGCCUACCAGAGGAAGUCCACGGAGGAGAUGUGGCAGAAGUGCGCCCACAGUAUCACGGAUGCCAUCCAGUACGUGGUGGAGUUCGCCAAGCGGAUCGAGGGAUUCAUGGAGCUGUGUCAGAAUGACCAGAUCGUGCUACUCAAAGCGGGCUCCCUGGAGGUGGUGCUUUUGCGAAUGUGCCAAGCUUUUAAUCCCGGCAACAACACAGUCUUCUUCGAGGGGAAGUACGCGGGGCCUGAGCUCUUCCACGCUCUAGGCUGUGAAGAUUUGACCAGCUCUGUGUUUGAGUUUUCACACGGCAUGUGUUCACUGCGCCUCUCUGAACCGGAGCUGGCACUCUUCUCUGCAAUGGUGCUCAUAUCCUCAGACCGGAUGUGGCUCCAGGAGAGGUACAAAGUGGAGAAGCUGCAGACCGAUAUCCAGCUGGCGCUGAAACACGUCCUCCAGAGGAACCGCCAUGACACCGUGCUGGCCAAGCUGCCGCUGAAAGUGAUGUCCCUGCGGAGUCUGUGCGGGAGACAUGCCGAGAAACUGAGGAUCUUCUGUCUCACCCACCCGCUGGUCGCCCACUCCAUCUUCCCCCCCCUCUACAAGGAACUCUUCACCUUGGAGUCCGAGCACUCCGCACCCUUUGACCUGUAACUCCCACCCUCCCUCAGC
Messenger RNA from Carcharodon carcharias (great white shark), 1383 nucleotides. RefSeq names its product nuclear receptor ROR-alpha A-like. The record is from RefSeq and is a predicted model, not a curated record. NCBI's taxonomy places the organism in Eukaryota, Metazoa, Chordata, Chondrichthyes, Lamniformes, Lamnidae. Gene Ontology annotation, cellular component: nucleus. The annotation marks the transcript as partial. The transcript is spliced from 9 exons. Gene Ontology annotation, biological process: regulation of transcription by RNA polymerase II. Gene Ontology annotation, molecular function: zinc ion binding; RNA polymerase II cis-regulatory region sequence-specific DNA binding; nuclear receptor activity.